Molecule: messenger RNA, 1368 nt
Organism: Astyanax mexicanus (Mexican tetra)
Lineage: Eukaryota; Metazoa; Chordata; Actinopteri; Characiformes; Acestrorhamphidae
Exons: 5
Source: RefSeq, a predicted model, not a curated record
CAUCAGACAUAUUUAAAAAUGUUGUGUUUUGAUUAUUACCACAUGGAUAUAAUUGAUUUUGCAAUGAAAAUUGACAAAUGUCACGUAAACGGUAUAGAUGUAAACACAUUAUGUUAUGACUGCUGCUAUUAUUGCUUUAUUAAGGUUGUUGGUUUUAACACUGACUUAGAAAGUUUAAAAUAAUCAAAAAUAUCAAGCUUACAUUUUGGUUAAUAUUAUAUUUGUCAUUUAUUUUAGGAAUUAAAAUAUCCGUGUUGAACCAUGACAGAAAGAAAGUUUGAGUUUUCUUGUAAAGAAGAGCUUCUCAGUUGCAGAGGACAUGACUGUCCAUACUGUACAAAAGCAGUCACAAGAUCAGAUGAGCAUUUAUUGAAGCGUCAUCUGAGAUUUGCCAUACAUUACACUGAAGGUGACACUAACAAAUUUUCAAUUCCAUGCUACUGCCCAGAUGUAAAACAAAGUAAAAGGAGCCAUUGGCACUGUACAAAGUGCAAGAAAGUAAUUCACAGAUGAGAUGACUUCAGGACACAUCUGGGAAAACAUGGUGUGGAGCUGACACAGAAACCCCCAGAUGAAAAAACAAGCAACUUGGAUACACUACAUGUUAGUGACUCAAAAGGAGACACCAAGUUAUUGUGCCAAAAAUGUGGGUUACUGUUUACCACCUCAUCAAAUCUAAGGAGGCAUGAGAGGCAGCAACAUGGCUCACAGGAACAACCCAUGCUUUGCAUAGAUCAAAAGAAUGGGAUCUAUGUAACACCAAAGAAUCCUCAUGGAGCAAGACUUCCAAUCCAUGUCUGUAAGUGUUUCGAAUCACAGACCUUCCUUUGUGAACUGGAGUCAUGCAGGGAUUUCAUGGGGAUAGCUACCAGAAGCGGAAAUCCUGGAAAAGAAUGUCAUCACCUUGAAAGAACCAGGAAUGCACAGGUCUACAGUCCACCCCCAGCACUACGCAAUGAUUCACUACAAGAGAUGGUUGAAAAAGGCCUUAUUUCAAAGUCGAGGCAAGAGGACUGUAUGUCUUUAAAACAGAAAGCAUUUUUGGCUGAAGUAGACUGUGUCUUCCCUGUUUUUUGGGGAGAUUAUGGACUGUCUGAGAGGUAUAUCUACUUCUCUGUGUACACUGGUCAGAAGGACAACUGGUGUAUGUUUGCAAGGACGCAUGUCACUUUUGACACCAAGUCAGACAAAUGGCAUUGCCAAUGCAGAGGCACAAAGAACAGACUGAGUUGUGUCCAUAGAUAUUUAUCUAUGUGGUGGAUCUUUCAAGAACGUCCACAGCUGGUGCAGAAUGCUACAGAAACUAAUGCAGACGAAAUUGAAGAUAUCGAAGAACUCGUUUUGGAUAAGAAAAUGUGUUUCUUAUAG